CUAUUUUUUAUUUUCAGAGAUGAUUUUCGAAACUACGCAAACAUUUGUUUCAAAUACUUUGGAAACAGAGUGAAACGUUGGAUCACUCUAAAUGAGCCAUGGGCUUACAGUAGGGAAGGUUAUUCAGUUGGGAUGUUUGCACCAGGUCGAUGCUCUGAAACGGUAGAUUCAACUUGUCUCGGAGGUGAUUCAGGAACAGAACCUUAUAUUGUUACACAUCAUCUACUGCUUGCUCAUGCAGCUGCUGUAGAUCUGUACAAGAAAAAGUACAAGGAUGAUCAAAACGGAGAGAUAGGAAUAACACUUAUUUCUCGUUGGUUUGAGCCAUAUUCAAAUACCGAAGCAGAUAAAAAAGCUGCUGAACGAGCACUUGAUUUCUUGUUUGGAUGGUACAUGCAGCCAUUGACAUCAGGAAAAUACCCAGAGAGCAUGCGUUAUUUAGUUAGAAGAAGAUUGCCAGAAUUCACAGCAGAAGAAUCAAGACUUCUGGCUGGUUCAUUUGAUUUUCUAGGGUUAAACUAUUACACCACUAAUUAUGCAGCUGAUCAACCUUCAUCCAAUCUCAACCCUAGUUAUGAGACAGAUGCCAAUGUCAAUUAUUUAACUGAACGCAAUGGUAUUCUAGUUGGUACACCGGUGUGUAUAAAAUCAUUGUCAGAUUUUAAAUUCAUAUUAUUAUUAUUAUUAUUUUAUUCGGUUUUAUAUAACUUCAUAUUCAUAUUUUUCUACUUGCAGACGGCUUCUAAUUGGUUAUUUGUAUGCCCCAAAGGAUUUAAAGACUUGUUGCUCUAUGUUAAAGAAAAGUAUAACAAUCCCUUAAUUUACAUUACUGAAAAUGGUAGGGGAAAUGAUGUGAAUGAUGAAGGACAAACACGCGAAGAAGCUCUACUAGAUAUUUAUAGAAUCGAUUACUAUUAUCGUCAUUUGUAUUAUCUACGUUCAGCAAUGAGUGAGGGAGUAAACGUAAAAGGAUAUUUUGCGUGGUCACUAUUGGACAAUUUUGAAUGGAAGAAUGGUUAUUUAGUUGGAUUCGGACUAAACUAUGUUGACAGAAAUGAUGACUUGAAGCGAUAUGCCAAACUCUCAGCACGAUGGUUUAAGAAUUUUCUUCAAAGGCCAGAUCCAAAUCCAAAUUAGAAGGAUAAUAGCAUCUGUAGCAGACAUAUGUUACAGUCUCAAACUCUCUUAUGUCAUGUUGCUUAUUUAA
Molecule: messenger RNA, 1207 nt
Organism: Vigna umbellata (rice bean)
Lineage: Eukaryota; Viridiplantae; Streptophyta; Magnoliopsida; Fabales; Fabaceae
Source: RefSeq, a predicted model, not a curated record